Branchiostoma belcheri (Belcher's lancelet) is the source of this 1315-nucleotide messenger RNA. Its product is annotated as Williams-Beuren syndrome chromosomal region 27 protein-like. NCBI's taxonomy places the organism in Eukaryota, Metazoa, Chordata, Leptocardii, Amphioxiformes, Branchiostomatidae. The coding region runs from base 79 to 741 and encodes 220 amino acids. The record is from RefSeq and is a predicted model, not a curated record. The transcript has 5 exons.
AGGUAAAUCAUUCGGUUUGGGUGGUAAAAGCCAUCACCUUUUGUCAUACACAGAUUUCCAGUGAUCACGUGAAGAAAAAUGGCGAACAACGAAGCCACCGAUGCCUUUUGCGUCGCAACUGGCACCUGGAAACCUGGCAUAACCAGCGCCGAAGUCCUUCGGCACUACGAUAACAUGGCAGAGAAGUACGACAAGUACGUGCAUGACAUGAGCUACAACGGUCCCCGGCAGUGUGCAGAGGCUCUAGCUGAGGUCAUGUCAGGUAACAAGGCCGCACGGAUCCUGGAUGUAGCGGCCGGGACCGGCCUGUGUGCGACGGAGCUGCUGAAGUUGGGUUAUACCAACCUGGAUGCGAUUGACGGGAGUCAGGGUAUGUUAGACAUUGCCAAGUCCAGGAACCUGUACCACAGGUACAUCUGUGACUUCCUGGGGCCACGCCGACUCGACAUAGAAGACGAUCACUAUGAUGCCAUCGCCUGCUGCGGUUCGUUCAGUCAAGGUCACUUGAAGGACGACUGCUUCCCGGAACUCAUCCGCAUCGUUAAACCUGGCGGUUUGAUCUGCAUCGCAAUGCGGGAAGAGUUCCUGCACACUGUAGAGGCGUACAGGGGCAAACUGGAGCCCGCCAUGGUGGCCUUGGAAAACAAGGGAUGCUGGGAAAGAAUGGCACGUGACAUCGUUCCCAAGUACUACAACGACAAAGAUGGCGUCGUGUUUAUCUAUAGGGUGCUUGCUCAAUAGUAAAGAAUGAACCCGAUUUUAAUGUGCAUUCCAACGUAGAAAAACUGAGCGAUAUUUAGGGAAGGGAACCAUGUAGAAGUUUUUGAGCGACCCUUUUCUCAGUCCAGCAUCUUUCAUGUAUGCUCUGGUGUGUGAUCUUAUGAACAUUGCAUUUGUAACAAAACCUUUGUCUUUAUGUAUUCAAUCCCAUGUAAUUUUUUAUACAGUUAUUGCCAUAUUAGCAUUUGAUUCAGGUAUGUGUACUAGUAUCCAUGGUAAGGCAGCGUCAACUUCGAUUCCUGGGACAUGCACUUAGAAUGCCUGUGGGGGAACCAUGCCGGACAUAUGCCCUGUAUGUACCGACGCACGGCAAAAGGCGCCCAGGGCGCCAGCGACUCGACUACCUGGGCUACAUCCGGAAUCUGUUGGGGGACGCCGAGGGUGACCUACGGCGGCCAGAGGACAUUGCCAACCUGGCGGCGGGUCGUGGGGAAGACUUGUGGUCGACUGCUCCGCAGCCGGACGAUGAUGAUGAUGAUGAUGUACUAGUAUCUCGUCUUGACGCUGGCAAUGAAUAAAAACCGUUGGUGAUGUC